This is a messenger RNA of Neodiprion virginianus, 651 nucleotides long. RefSeq names its product deoxyuridine 5'-triphosphate nucleotidohydrolase. Lineage: Eukaryota; Metazoa; Arthropoda; Insecta; Hymenoptera; Diprionidae. Bases 107 to 562 code for a protein of 151 amino acids. Gene Ontology annotation, biological process: dUTP catabolic process; dUMP biosynthetic process. Gene Ontology annotation, molecular function: magnesium ion binding; dUTP diphosphatase activity. The record is from RefSeq and is a predicted model, not a curated record. The transcript has 4 exons.
UCCGUCAGCAUUUCUUGAUUCCCGGCAUCGAUUUGUGCGCUGACUGUGUGAAGGGUAGAGGUACCAUAACUGAAACUCUGGUCUAUCUUGCGAAAUACGGAUAACUAUGCCACCAAGCGGAUCAGACGUCGUGAACAGCGUUUUACGCUUCGUUAAAUUAUCCGACAAGGCCUUCGCACCUAUGAAGGGUUCCGCUGCUGCUGCCGGCUACGAUCUACGCAGCGCCUACGAAUACGUCAUACCGCCUAACGGGAAGGAGCUGAUAAAGACUGAUCUUCAAGUCGAAGUGCCGAUAGGAACGUACGGCAGAGUUGCACCUCGGUCAGGCUUGGCGUGGAAGCAUCACAUCGACGUUGGUGCCGGUGUCAUAGACGCUGACUAUCGGGGAAAUGUUGGAGUAGUACUCUUCAAUCACAGCAACACAGAGUUCAAAGUUCUACCAGGAGAUCGAGUAGCACAGCUCAUCUGCGAACGAAUAGUUUAUCCCGAAUUGGAAGAAGUCAACAGUCUCGAGUCAACGGAGAGAGGAACCGGCGGUUUUGGAUCGACAGGAGUGAAUUGAGAAAAAGAUUUCCCACGUUUUCGAUUUCGUACACAUUGUCGUUAUCUUGAAACUUUGUAUCUUGGAUUAAAUUUCUUGCGCUUUCCUGA